Molecule: messenger RNA, 1829 nt
Organism: Momordica charantia (bitter melon)
Lineage: Eukaryota; Viridiplantae; Streptophyta; Magnoliopsida; Cucurbitales; Cucurbitaceae
Source: RefSeq, a predicted model, not a curated record
CACAUGCUAUCUCUAAAAUCUUUAGGACAAGUCACACCUUACAUAGUGGCGGCUCGAAAACAUUUUCCAAAUUACCAUCCUUCUAAGUUGUAGAAUUUAGAGGACGUCAUUGCAUUGCAACUUCAUUGCGGCACCAAUUUAUGACAAUAGCAUCAGCUUCCCUAAACAAUCACUUAAAUUGUGAUACUUCAGAAAAUCAGACUGCGGGGAUGCAAAAAAUUCCUCACUCUGAGUAUCCUGACUGGUAUUCACCAGACUCAGGAAUCUGCCGUAGCCAUUAUCCCUCCAUAGAUUUGCCCUCCGACCCAUUUCUUGAUGUCGUCUCUUUCAUCUUCUCAUUCCAACAUAAUGGGGUUUCAGCUUUAAUUGAUUCCUCAACUGGACAUUCAAUAUCUUACAGAGAAUUGUAUCCUCUUGUCAAGUCCAUGGCUUGUGGGCUCGACAAGUUGGGUAUUUCACAAGGAGACGUGGUUCUGAUUCUGCUACCAAAUUCCAUUUUGUAUCCCAUUAUCCUUCUGGGUGUUCUGUAUUUGGGAGCAGUUGUUACGACCAUGUUUCCUCAGAGCAGUUUCUCAGAAAUCAAGAAACGAAGCAGUGAUUGCAAUGUGCGUCUGGCUUUUGCAAUACCUCAGAAGGUUGAGGAUUUUGAAGCGUUGGGAAUUCAUGCCAUUGGGGUACCAGAAAAUGUGAAUUUAAAUUCCAGGUCUAUAGGAUUUUCUUCCUUUUAUGAGCUUAUUUCAGGUGGUUUUGAUUUCAAUAAAAAGCCAGAGAUUAAACAGCAAGAUACAGCUGCUAUACUAUAUUCAUCAGGGACUACCGGAGUGAGCAAAGGGGUGAUACUGACACACAGAAAUCUUAUAGCUACGAUCGAGCUUUUUGUGCGGUUUGAAGCUUCACAGUAUGAAUAUUUGAGUACAGAGAAUGUGUAUUUAGCUGUUGUACCAAUGUUUCAUAUAUAUGGUCUCGCACUUUAUGUGAUGGGAUUACUGUCACUGGGGUCUUCUAUUGUUGUAAUGAGCAAAUUUGAUAUCAAAGAGGCAGUCAAGGCCAUUGAUAAAUAUAAUGUUACCCAUUUUCCAGUUGUUCCACCAAUAUUGACAGCUCUAACUAGGACUGCAAAGGAAAUUUGUGGACGAAGAUUUCAGAGUUUGAAACAAGUUUCUUGUGGGGCUGCUUCUUCGAGCAAGAAGGCCAUAGAGGAAUUUGUGCAGGCUCUCCCUCAUGUCGACUUCAUUCAGGGAUAUGGCAUGACUGAGUCCGCAGCUGUAGCAACUCGUGGCUUUAAUACCAAAAAGGCUCAAAAUUAUUCCUCAGUGGGACUUUUGGCACCAAACAUGGAAGCUAAAGUAGUUGAUUGCAUUAAUGGAUCUUUCUUGCCUCCUGGUAGACACGGCCAACUUUUGCUGCGGGGACCUAGUUUGAUGAAAGGGUACUUGAAUAAUACAGAGGCAACGAUGUCCACAAUAGACCAUGAAGCUUGGCUACAUACUGGAGACGUCGUUUACUUUGACCAAGAUGGAUACUUGUAUGUUAUUGAUCGCUUAAAGGAGAUUAUAAAAUAUAAAGGCUUUCAGAUUCCUCCCGCUGAUUUAGAAGCUGUGUUGAUUGCACAUCCAGAAGUUCUUGAAGUUGCAGUGACAGCGGAAGUUGAUGAAGAAUGUGGGGAGAUUCCAGUGGCAUUUAUCGUCAAGAGGCCCGGAAGCAGGCUCUCACAGAAAGAUGUUAUAGAUUUUGUUGCUCAACAGGUUGCACCAUAUAAGAAGAUCAGAAAAGUGGUUUUUACAGAAGCGCUACCGAAGUCUGCUGCUGGGAAAGUACUUCGGAGGGAA